GGAGAUACAUACACUUAGGUCCAUAUAUAUUUGGACACUGACACAAUUUUCAUAAUUUAGGCUCUGUAUGCCACCACAACAGAAUUAAAAAUAAAACAAUCUAGAUGAAAUUGAAGUGCAGACUUUAAGCUUUAACUCAAGGGGCUGAGCAAAAAUAUAACAUAGAAUGCUUAACCAUUUUUAUACACAGUCCCCCCCCCAUUUUCAGGAGCUCAAAUGUAAUUUGACAAAUAAAUAUAAUCAUAAAUAAAAUGUUCAUUUUUAAUAUUUUGUUGAGAAUCCUUUGCAGGCAAUGACUGUCUUAAGUCUGGAGCUCAUGGACUUCACCAGAGACUGGUUUUCCUGCUUUGUGAUGCUUUGCCAGCUCGGUGCUGGAGUGAGUUUGCCUGGUGUGGUGGCUGCCAAGUGUGGAGCUCGUGUGAUUUUGUCAGACAGUGCUGAGCUCCCCCUCUGCUUGAGGAACUGCAGGCGCUCCUGUGACGUCAACCACCUCCCCAACGUACCUGUGAUCGGACUCACCUGGGGACAGGCAUCACCAGAGCUCCUCUCGCUGCCACCUGUGGAUGUUAUCUUGGGAUCAGAUGUAUUUUAUGAACCUGAAGAUUUUGAAGAUGUGCUUGUGACCGUCUCCUUUAUUGUGAGGAGAAACCCUCAUGCUCAGUUCUGGACUACCUACCAGGAGAGAAGUGCGGACUGGUCCAUAGAUGCCUUGUUACAUAAGUGGGAUCUGAAGUGCAUUAAUGUUCCAUUAGAAACAUUUGAUGCCAACAAAAACCAUCUCGCUGGAUCAACGCUUCCAGGGAAUCAUACUGUACAAAUGAUGAUUAUAACAAGACAAGUUUUUUAAUACAAUGGUGUUUGAAUUUUAUAAACUUGUAUAUAAUAUGAAAAUCUUUUUCUAAUUCUUUCCAACUCCAUCCAGCACAUAACAUCAUGACCUGACAAAGUUCUGCCGUGCAUUUUCCUCCUCCACUUCAAAAAUGCCAGAU
Molecule: messenger RNA, 989 nt
Organism: Onychostoma macrolepis
Lineage: Eukaryota; Metazoa; Chordata; Actinopteri; Cypriniformes; Cyprinidae
Gene: mettl23
Product: methyltransferase 23, arginine
Exons: 4
Coding region: 293-847 (184 amino acids)
Cellular component (GO): cytoplasm; nucleus
Source: RefSeq, a predicted model, not a curated record